This is a messenger RNA of Fusarium sp. VM40, 1824 nucleotides long. The record is from the annotation of a GenBank genome assembly. NCBI's taxonomy places the organism in Eukaryota, Fungi, Ascomycota, Sordariomycetes, Hypocreales, Nectriaceae.
AUGGGUCAGAGUCUUUCGGAUGAGCAUCCGCAACGGCGGUCGCAUGAAGAGCUAACCCAUCAACUUGCUGAGAAGUUUAAAAAGAAAUGUUUCACUUCUCUUGAAUUAUACUCACUUCGAGAUGUCUUCAAGAGCCUUGCGGAUCAACAGGAUUCUAUCAGGUAUCUCAAAGAGGAUACUAUCGCCAGAUACCUAGAGAUACCAGACAUACUCGGCACAUCGCCAGUCAUUUUCCAAAUGCUAUCUUUCAUCGGCGCAUUCCCCUUUCUGCAGGAAGCGCCUGUCGUCCUGGAACUACAACGCAUGAUUAUGGUGGUCGUCAUCAUGACUGAACGCUACAAGACCGUGUUGGCGCGGGGCUCUUCGGAUAGGACCAAGCUAUUAUUCAAGAGCCUGGCCGUCUUUGAUCGUAAGAUGUCCGAAGCCGGAGCCCUUCCGGACACUUCACACAUUGAAUCUCCCACAUCCAAAGAUCUCGGGGAGACGAAGUCCAAUGCUGCUGGCUUUGCGGUGGACCAAGCAGGCGACGAUGAAGAAGAAGACGAAGACGAUGAUCUUGUUUUAACAGCCUUUGAACUGCUUGAUGUCAAAGAAGCCGUGGACCAAGGACAUGCACCAAUUUUCCAUGGUGCGACAAUCCCGACCGACAACUUUCGAAAACUCAUUAUGCUUCUCCUGUUGGCAGCUCCUUUGGAUCCCCAAGAGAGCCUGUCAAUGUACUCGAGCCGAGUGGUAGGCGAAGAACUGGAGGGCCUCCGUGGAGCUGCCGAAUGCAUUCUUGCCUCCUUCGUCAACGCUGAAACUUCUACUGGUAUCAAGUAUAACCACUUCAAAACCAUCAUACCUGUCAUUUGCCCUAAUCUUUUCCGCGGUUUCAAUGGUCUCUUUGAGCGUUUCCUUUUCUCCCAAAACCUAGACUUUUCUAAACACCAAAAUGAUACCCCAGCAACUACUUCGCCGUCAAAAGUGGCACAGCCUCUAUUGACCGACACGGGCGAUAUACUGAAUCAAAAUACGUUGUCUCAGAUGUCACUUUUCCUUCCCGGUACCGAUCUUUUCCGGCGGGUGAGGCUACUGUACUCGGGGAAUGAUGCAGGCUUCUCGAUGGGAAGUUUUCAAACAAAGGUCUUCAACUGGCAAGCCCCUACGUUAUUGCUAGUAAGUGGAACAAGAUUGGGAGAUCAACCUGAUGGUGGCCAAGAAACAAACUUCGCGGCAUCACUGCCACCAAAACGGUUUCCUCACGGGAGCAAGUCAGAAAGACUUACCUUUGGCGUCUAUGUUCAAGAGCCCUGGAAGCACACUCAUCGUGAAUGCUUUGGCGGUUCAGAGACAACCCUUUUCCAGCUGGAACCAAUCCACGAUGUCUUCCCAGCGUCAACCAUCAAUAAGGACUAUGUUACGUUUACAAAGGCACCGGCCCACCAUCCUAUGAUGUCUUUUGGGUGUCCCCAUCCGCACCCGUCUCAAGCUCAUCGAAAGGCCGAUAUGCUCCGCCUUGGACCCGUGUCGUUGUUACUUGACGACUCAUUUGAAUUCGCAGUAUUCAACCAUGAUUACACCUCUCGUGGCGGCGCAUUCCACUCAAGUGUAGUGAGAAAGUACGAUUUCCAGGAUCGAUUCCAGAUCGAAAGUCUCGAAGUAUGGGGAUGCGGUGGCGAUAAAGAAGCACAGGCGCAAGCCGAUAAAUGGGCCUGGGAAGAACGAGAAGCUGAAGCUCGUCGCAAGAUCAAUCUGGGAAACGGAGAUAUAGAAGCAGAUCGAGCAUUAUUGGAGAUGGCGGGGUUGAUCGGAGGGAACAGAAGCGGAGGAUCUAUGACAUAG